GAUUACUACAGCAAUUCAGUGUAGAGUUGAAGAGCUCAUCGUCAAUAGGAAUGGCAUAAAUGUGGGUAUUAUCCCUGUUGACGUUUACACUUGUGAAUCACUGAAGUUGUUAGACAUUGAUCUUUAUGGUGGCCAGCAUCUUAAUCUUCCUCAAUUUAUAUCUUUUCCAAGACUUAAAAUACUUCAGCUAUCAGAUAUUUCGGUUUACAGGCAGCGGAAUAUCCAACAACUCUUUUCUAACGGUCCUGUUCGUGAAGAAUUGUGUUUGAAACAUUGUUUUUUGAAUCAUUUGAAUAUCAUAUCAUCUACACUGAAAUCAUUAACCUUCAUUUUUACUUUGCAUAGUAGUAUGUCGGAUAUCAAAAUCAUGAUUGAUGCACCUAAUCUAAUGUCUAUCAAAAUAUACCACGACAUUUCGUGGUGGGGAGCUUUCCAUCACUAGUGGAUGCAGAUAUAAGCCGCAUGUUUACUGAGGAAAGUGUCCAGGUUGAUGUUAUACCGAAGUUUGUAGAGAAGCUCUCUAAUGUGAACCUGUUGAAGUUAUUGGAUUUUGUCUUUGAGAAACUGGAGCUGGCAGGUGUUCUAUGUACAAGGUUUCCUACCUUCAAUUUGAUCACUUUGGAAGUGUCUUUUAUCAAGACUCAGCUAGUUAAACCAUUAUUCACCUUUCUACAGUUCUCACCAAAUUUGGAGUCACUCGUCUUCAAUGGGGUCUGUCGUGAUAAAGUUAAUGAUGAAGCUUUGACAUUAGACGGAGUGCCACGUUGCUUGUUGAUGCACCUCAAGUCCAUCAAAUUUCGAUACUAUAAUGGGCAACUGAAGGAGUUGGAUUUGGUUCAACUAUUUUUGCAGAAUGCAAGGGUUCUGCAGACGGUGAUUAUUGAAAUUUCAUCUGAUCAUUUCGUAAACUCAGACAAGAAGAAACAUACCGCAGAGGAUGUUGAAGAUUUCAAUAAGAAGAUUAUGGAACAGUUAUUGAAGUAUAAGUGGGCUUCAGCAGAUUGUGCGAUUAAGUUAUGUUCCUUUUAGAUAUCUCGAUGCUUGCUUGCUCAUCUGAAAUCUAUAGAAUGCUUAUUUCUCUGUAUUCUGCAACUUUUCUCUAGAUUUUACCUUAUUUUUAUGUUCAUUUGAAAGACGAUGUCAGACUUUUGCGGGCUGCCGUAUUAGCAGACUUUUUUCACUUUUCUAGCUUACUAGUGCAGUAGGAAUAUAUCAUUUUGUAAUUUAAUCGGAUCCCAAUUUGCGGCGAUGUUUUCUUCUUCAUCUGCUCUCAAAAACUCAUUGAUCUUCCCUUGUUCAUUUUACAAUUGUCAUUAUCCAUUUGUUUGUCUUUGUUAUCCUGAACCUUCAUCUGUAUCGGUCUUACAAAAUGGAACCCUCUCUUGUUUUCA
Messenger RNA from Papaver somniferum (opium poppy), 1391 nucleotides. Its product is annotated as F-box/FBD/LRR-repeat protein At3g26920-like. Bases 463 to 1029 code for a protein of 188 amino acids. The transcript has 3 exons. The record is from RefSeq and is a predicted model, not a curated record. NCBI's taxonomy places the organism in Eukaryota, Viridiplantae, Streptophyta, Magnoliopsida, Ranunculales, Papaveraceae.